This is a messenger RNA of Pseudozyma hubeiensis SY62, 348 nucleotides long. Its product is annotated as potential peroxisomal lipid carrier. The record is from RefSeq and is a predicted model, not a curated record. Gene Ontology annotation, cellular component: cytosol. NCBI's taxonomy places the organism in Eukaryota, Fungi, Basidiomycota, Ustilaginomycetes, Ustilaginales, Ustilaginaceae. The coding region runs from base 1 to 348 and encodes 115 amino acids. The transcript has a single exon.
AUGAUGAACCUCGAGCAAGCCAAAAAAGCCGUCAACGGUGUCUUCCAAUUCAACGUUCGACCCUCCUCCGAAACCUACACCGGUGAGGAAAAAACCAUCUCGUUCUACGUAGACAUGAAGAAACAAGGCAAGAUCAUCCGAGGUCAAGCACCCGCACAGCCCAAACCCGACUGCAUCCUCACCAUCGGCGACAGAGACAUGAUCCGUAUCGCCCUAGGUCAGCUAAGCCCCCAAAUGGCUUUCAUGAAAGGCAAAGUCAAGGUCAAAGGUAACAUCAUGCUAGGGUUGAGGAUGCAAACCGUGCUCAUGAACGAGGUCAAGAAGAUGUCCAGAGUGGCAAAGCUGUAA